AUGUCGACAACAUUAAUAAGUUUUGAAUCGUCUGCCCAGUUGAAGGUCGAGGUGGUGAACACAGAAUCGCUUCAGCAGAAGGCUCGGAGGCCAAAGGACUCGAAAGGUCGCCACCGCCACCAUCCGAGCUAUCAUUCGUCUUUGAAUUCCGAGUCGAAUGGCGGAAGUCCGCGGCCUUCUGUCGGGGAAUGUUCUUCGUCUACGCCGACGUCGAUUGACGACGAGACUGCCGCGCUGCAGAAGAGGCAGAUUGGCAGCGAAGACAGAGAUGAGACCGUGAGGGUGAUGGAAAAUGAAAUGCAGACGUUGCAGAUUGUGUCGGCAGGCGACAAAUCUGUGGAUUAUUUCAGUCCGAAGCAAAAGAUACAGGAUGGCGGUGUGAAGAAAGUACGAGACGAAGAGGCAACGGAUAGAGUCGCCGAAGAAAGCACUCCCAAUAUCGCCGAGCAGCACGAGAUCAAUGAAGCGACAGGUGACGAAACAGAUAAAGCUGUGACAGGUCAGGAUAGCGGGAAGGAGCCUUCGCUUAGAGACGAGGGCGUUCUGGGAAACGAUAGCUUGGUGCACACGGAUUCGUACAUUCAGGACCUCAACGACGACCAUAUCCUUUUAAACAAUAAAGUGUCGAGGAUGCCGGCAAGGAGGACUCGCACUCAGGAGAGUAUACGAAAGAAUAUUCCGUUUCACGCGUCGAAACAUUCACAGAUAUUACCCAUGGAAGAUGAGGAUGCUGUGGAUCCUUUAUCGAGGAGUAUGCAGAACAAUUCGAUGGGGUCACUGCCGAUAAAGAUGCCAAAAGAAAGAGUCGCUUAUAGCGGCAAAAUUCACCCCGGAUCGUUCUCCUCCAUGCCACCGGAUAUGCAGCCUAGUGCGCUCAUAAAAUCGGAGGCUGCUACAGCGGAUACUAGAAAGACGAGAAAGUCGAUAUUGCAUAAGAGGGAGAUAAGGAGGAAGAAACUCACACAUCUAGACGAUGACCGCGUCUUAAUCGGCAAUAAGGUCAGUGAGGGCCACGUCAACUUCAUCAUAGCAUAUAACAUGCUUACUGGCAUUCGAGUCGCAGUUUCACGUUGUUCCGGUAUCAUGAAGCCUUUGACGCCGAAAGACUUCAAAUGUACAAAGAAACUGGCAUUUGAUUAUCACGGGAAUGAACUCACGCCGUCGUCACAGUACGCGUUCAAGUUUAAAGACUACAGUCCCGAGGUCUUCAGAGAACUUCGUGCGAUGUUUGGUUUGGAUCCCGCUGAUUAUUUGGUCUCAUUAACUUCCAAAUAUGUCCUCAGCGAGCUCAAUUCCCCCGGUAAGAGUGGUUCGUUCUUUUAUUUCUCCAGAGAUUACAGAUAUAUUAUCAAGACUAUUCAUCAUGCAGAACAUAUUCAUCUGCGAAGGCAUCUGCACGAAUACUAUACACAUAUAAAGGCCAAUCCAGACACUUUGGUGUCUCAAUUUUAUGGGUUGCACAGGGUCAAAAUGCCUAUAUCAUUCCGGAACAAGAUAAAACAUAGGAAAAUCUAUUUUCUGGUUAUGAACAACCUUUUCCCACCACAUUUAGAGAUGCAUAUAACCUUCGAUCUGAAGGGCUCUACGCUGGGCAGGUAUACCGAAGUGGAUCCAGAGCGUGCAAAGCACGACGAGAAUUACCGAGUAGUGCUCAAGGAUUUGAACUGGUUGGAACGAAGAGAGGAAAUAAAAUUUGGGCCAUUGAAAAAGAAAAAAUUACUAGAUCAGCUGAAGAAGGACGUGCAAUUUUUGGCCAAGUUGAACAUAAUGGAUUACUCUUUACUGCUCGGAAUUCACGAUUUGAACAAGGCAAAGGAAGAAGAUCCUGAGUUACCAGAAGGAUCGCUGGUUCCGGUAACCACAUCAACCGGUGGGUUCAAAACGUUGCCAGAAAGCACGGGCGGCUUGCCAUCGGGAACGGUCAUCCCUCAUUUUUUCAAAGAGUUUGAAGGCGGCAUCCGUAGCUCUGAUCCCUUUAAUAACGAUACCAACCUGGUCUACUAUGUGGGAAUAAUAGAUUGCUUGACCAAUUAUUCGUUCUUAAAAAAACUGGAAACUUUCUGGAGAGGUUUGAGCCAUGAUCUCAAAGUGGUCAGCGCCGUGCCCUCAAAGGAAUAUGCUGAUAGGUUUUACGAGUUUAUCGCCGAUUCUGUGGGUACUUCGCCACAGACAAGGUAUAAGGACAACCCAGAAGUGCAAGACUACAGAGACUAG
Messenger RNA from Torulaspora globosa, 2214 nucleotides. It is a transcript of the gene MSS4, whose product is annotated as 1-phosphatidylinositol-4-phosphate 5-kinase. The record is from RefSeq and is a predicted model, not a curated record. The transcript has a single exon. NCBI's taxonomy places the organism in Eukaryota, Fungi, Ascomycota, Saccharomycetes, Saccharomycetales, Saccharomycetaceae. Gene Ontology annotation, biological process: phosphatidylinositol metabolic process. Gene Ontology annotation, molecular function: phosphatidylinositol kinase activity. The coding region runs from base 1 to 2214 and encodes 737 amino acids.